Molecule: messenger RNA, 4965 nt
Organism: Penicillium antarcticum
Lineage: Eukaryota; Fungi; Ascomycota; Eurotiomycetes; Eurotiales; Aspergillaceae
Gene: ino80
Product: chromatin-remodeling ATPase INO80
Exons: 4
Coding region: 1-4965 (1654 amino acids)
Biological process (GO): DNA repair; chromatin remodeling; DNA-templated transcription
Cellular component (GO): Ino80 complex; nucleus
Molecular function (GO): ATP binding; DNA binding; ATP-dependent chromatin remodeler activity
Source: RefSeq, a predicted model, not a curated record
AUGACGGGCGCUCCGCCGUACAACGCCCAGUCCCCGACUCAGCAGCAUCGGUACGCUGCCUACAGCUCGCCCAACAAGAACCAUCAGUAUUAUCCAAACAAUGAACAGCCGCCGCCGCAGUUUCACCAGCACCCGCCGCAGACACCUCCCGCAUUCCCUCCGUCUGUCGCGCGAAGCCCUCACUUUUCAAACGCGUCCCCAAUGCCCUCUGCGCUGCAACCACCCUUGAACGGAACUGCGCCACCGCAACCCCCUCAUCCGGAAUCUUCGUCGCAUUACCAGGGACAUUCAGCUGGGGGCCAACUUCCACCACCGCGCCCUUACCCGGCCUCCGUUCAUCCCGGCAACGGCAUCUCGCCUUACGGCACAUCGCAUGGCCAUCCGUCCAGCCGCCCAGAAGGCCAUUCGCAAUCUCCGACUAGAGAAUCCGAGUCUCCAUACCACGUGAGAGGCAAUGGAGUCUCAUAUGGGCAUUCGAUGAUGCGAGAGCCGAGACCUGUUUCGCCCCAGGAAACCAAGCCUACUAGAGCUGCCGAUCCGAUGUCUUUCGCCAGUAUCCUGUCCGGACCGUCAGAGGAGCAGCCUGCGAGAAAACCGUCUCCUCCGCCUGCCCCCAUGGCUGUUCCCGCACCUCACACACCCUCCAUGUACGAACACAGACACAUGGACCACCUUCAUGCACCCGGGAACUUGUAUCCUAGGCCCGAGAAAAGGGUGAUGGAACCCUACAUGGAUGGCCCCAGAGGACCACACGCCCCUAACGGGUUCGCCAAACCCGAAUCGGAACUGAAUAGCAUGGUCCCUCGUCCACCCCCUCGCAAGCCAUUCCCGCCUGGCGUUGACUUGGAGCAAGUCAACCGCGCUGCGGCUGAGAUCGAUCAAGCUGAAAAGAGUGAUGUUGAAGAUGCUAGCUUCGAUGCGGAACUCGGGCGAUAUCGCGAGAAGGGCUACAAACGCUCAUUGGAUGGCAGCCGUGCAGAGCAAAUCCGGAGAAAGCGCCGUCGCAACGAGUUCCUGGCCGACCUUGCCAGAUCCUUUGAAAAGCAGGCCAUCCUUGGCAACGAACGAUUCCGAGCACUGAAUGAAGGUGCCGUCAUGGCCGAAGUUCAACAGAAGGAGGUACAGGAUGAGAAGGAGCGCAAAAAGGACAUGCAGCGGAAGCGCCGCCGUGAAAACACAGUGCGCCAGGAAAUGCAAAAGAAGCUGGAGGCCGAGCGCAAGGCAAGCAAGGCUCUAGAGCCUGGCGAGAAGGCCAAGUUCUUGCGCGAAGCCGAGCGAGCGCAAAAGAAGAUCCGAACCACGAAGCGCGCCCUGGAGGGUGGCAACGCUGCGGAUGAGCUCGGCGAGGUCACUCCCUUGGCUCCUAACCUUGAAGGCGGGACCGUCAGUCAAUUCCAUAUUGGCCGUUCUUCUCCCAGUCGGCGUCGGUCAGGCCGUGCUGGCCCUAGUACUCGCCCAAAGAAGUCCAAGGAGCAGAAGGAGCGCGAAAAGCAACUUGCCGAGGAUGCUUGGAUGGACGGCUACGGCGACGAGUUGUACCUCACCCCCAGGAGGGAUGCCGGGGCCUCGAAAGAGGGUACUCCAAUGUCCCAAUUGCACUACGACAGCAAGGGCUACAACCAGAUCUAUGAGCAAAUUUGGCGUGAUAUCGCACGCAAGGAUAUUCCCAAAGUCUAUCGCAUCAAGACCACUUCUCUCUCCACCCGCCAAGAGAAUUUGCGCAAGACAGCGCAAUUGGCCAGCAAGCAGUCCCGCAAAUGGCAAGAACGCACGAACAAGAGCACCAAGGACACCCAGGCCCGUGCCAAGCGUACCAUGCGUGAAAUGAUGUCCUUCUGGAAGCGUAACGAGCGUGAGGAACGUGACCUGCGCCGCGUGGCCGAGAAGCAGGAGCUCGAAUCGGCCAAGAAGGCCGAGGCGGACCGUGAGGCCAACCGACAGAAGCGAAAGCUCAACUUCCUUAUUUCGCAGACCGAGCUGUACUCCCAUUUCAUUGGGCGCAAGAUCAAAACCGAUGAGGCGCAGGGAGACGGUGCUGUCGCAGCUACCGGGGAAACUGUUCAACCAGGCAAGGAAUCAGCACACACAGUCAACCUCCCCGACAGCGUAGCCAAUCCCAAUGCCAAGUCUACCGCUUUUGAGGACCUCGACUUCGAUGCUGAAGACGAAACUGCUCUUCAGCAAGCCGCCAUGGCGAAUGCACAGAACGCCGUGCAGCAAGCUCAGGACCGUGCUCGUGCCUUCAACCAGGAGGGUGAUAACAUGGCUGCCUUUGAUGACGGCGAAAUGAACUUCCAGAACCCGACUAGUCUGGGUGACAUUGAGAUCUCUCAACCCACCAUGUUGAAUGCCCAAUUGAAGGAGUAUCAGUUGAAGGGCCUCAACUGGCUUGUUAACUUGUACGAGCAGGGUAUCAACGGUAUUUUGGCAGAUGAAAUGGGUCUGGGUAAAACCAUCCAGUCCAUCUCAGUCAUGGCGUACUUGGCAGAAUUCCACAAUAUCUGGGGUCCCUUCCUGGUCAUUGCACCAGCAUCCACCCUACACAACUGGCAGCAGGAGAUCACUCGUUUCGUACCGAACCUCAAGGUUCUGCCGUACUGGGGUAAUGCCAAGGACCGUAAGAUCUUGCGAAAGUUCUGGGAUCGAAAGCACAUCACCUACAACCGUGAUUCGGAAUUCCACGUUCUAGUCACCUCUUACCAGCUCGUCGUUCUUGACGCUCAGUACUUCCAGAAGGUGAAGUGGCAGUACAUGAUUUUGGACGAAGCUCAAGCUAUCAAGUCUUCUCAAAGUUCGCGAUGGAAGAACUUGCUGGGUUUCAGUUGCCGUAACCGUCUGCUCUUGACUGGUACGCCAAUCCAGAACAACAUGCAAGAAUUGUGGGCUUUGCUUCACUUCAUUAUGCCUACUUUGUUUGAUUCCCAUGAUGAGUUCAGUGAAUGGUUCUCCAAGGACAUUGAGUCCCAUGCUCAGAGUAACACCAAGCUCAACGAGGAUCAGCUCAAGCGUCUUCACAUGAUCUUGAAGCCUUUCAUGCUGCGCCGUGUGAAGAAGAACGUCCAGCAAGAACUUGGUGACAAGGUCGAGAAGGACAUCUUCUGUGACCUGACUUACCGCCAGCGUGCCCUGUACGCCAACCUUCGCAACCGUGUCAGCAUCAUCGAUCUCAUUGAAAAGGCUGCCACCGGUGAUGACACUGACAGCAGCACGUUGAUGAACUUGGUUAUGCAGUUCCGAAAAGUGUGUAACCACCCCGAUCUUUUCGAGCGUGCAGAGACCAAGUCUCCAUUCUCUGCUGCUUACUUCGCGGAAACUGCUUCUUUCGUGCGCGAGGGAAGCUUUGUUGAUGUACGAUAUUCGACUAAGAACCUGAUCGAUUACGAAUUGCCGCGUCUGCUGUGCAGUUCUACUGGCCGACUUGAUAUUCCUGGCUCUGAUAACCCUCGUGCCGGUUUCCAGAACAAGUACCUCUCACAGCUGAUGAACGUCUGGACGCCUGAGAACAUACAGAAGAGCGCCAAGGAGAACGGCGCAUUCUCCUUCCUACGUUUCGUUGAUACCUCCGCGGGAGAAGCCAGCGAGCUUUCACGUCUUGGUCCCUACGAGCGCGCUGCUCGUCGUCGUGGCAAGUCAAACAGACUCUCAGGCUUGAAUGUUCUUUAUGACGAAGGCGAAGACAAGGAGAACUCAGUGCUCUCCCAUUCUAUGUUGAAUAUUGUUGAACGAAAUGAUCGCAGUGCUGUACGAGAUAUUGCUGUUGAGGGUCGGAUGCGAGACUUGAUGACCGUCUCCCGUUCGGCAUUUGAGGACCAAGGCCUACACCUAAUUGAGCCAUGUGCUUCUCCCAAUGCUUCAGCGCCCCCUGUUACUGUGUCAUCGUCUGGUCAACAAGCAUCGAGAGAAUUCAACGACGCUUUGUUCAAUGUAUCUGUCCGCCAAGCGCUGUCUGCCCACUCUAGCAGACAACUCGAGGAACAGAUCCUCGCCCAAAAGCUGGACCCUACGCCUUACUCUCAGCCACCUAUGCUGCCAGCUCCGCUCUCACUUAAGGGACGUUACAACCACAUCGAGGUUCCCUCGAUGCGUCGCUUCGUGACGGACUCGGGCAAGCUGGCCAAGUUGGACGAGCUAUUGCGAGAGCUCAAGCCCGGUGGCCACCGUGUGCUUUUGUAUUUCCAGAUGACGCGCAUGAUCGAUUUAAUGGAAGAGUACCUGACAUACCGCAACUACAAGUACUGUCGACUGGACGGAAGCACCAAGCUGGAAGACCGUCGCGACACUGUCGCCGAUUUCCAGGCAAACCCCGAGAUCUUUGUCUUCUUGCUGUCGACCCGUGCUGGUGGUCUUGGUAUCAACUUGACUGCCGCCGAUACUGUUAUCUUCUACGAUUCCGAUUGGAACCCGACUAUCGAUUCACAGGCUAUGGAUCGUGCUCAUCGUCUGGGUCAAACUCGCCAGGUUACAGUCUACCGUCUUAUCACCCGUGGCACCAUUGAGGAACGUAUUCGCAAGCGUGCCUUGCAAAAGGAAGAGGUGCAGCGUGUCGUUAUUACUGGAGGUGCUUCUGGCGGUGUCGACUUCAACACCCGUGCUCGCGAGAACCGCACCAAGGAUAUUGCCUUGUGGCUUGCCGACGACGACGAAGCCGAACUCAUCGAACAGAAGGAGAAGGAGGCUAUCGAACGUGGCGAGACCCUUGGCGCUAAGGGCGGAAAGAAGGCUGCUGCGAAGCGCAAGCGUGAUCUUACCCUGGAUGACAUGUACCAUGAAGGCGAGGGUAACUUCGACGACGCUAGUGCAAAGCCAUCAGGUGCUGCCACCCCUGCAGAAGAGCCCCUCGAUACGCCAUCAGCAACACCAGCAAAGCGCGGCCGCGGCCGUGGUCCAGGCAAGGGCACAUCAAAACGUGCCAAGACGACAAAGGAGCGUCUGCGCCUGAUUGACGGCGACGGCGGCCUCGAUUAA